Messenger RNA from Syngnathoides biaculeatus (alligator pipefish), 3275 nucleotides. Its product is annotated as chemerin-like receptor 1. Lineage: Eukaryota; Metazoa; Chordata; Actinopteri; Syngnathiformes; Syngnathidae. Gene Ontology annotation, cellular component: plasma membrane. The record is from RefSeq and is a predicted model, not a curated record. The coding region runs from base 35 to 1318 and encodes 427 amino acids. Gene Ontology annotation, biological process: complement receptor mediated signaling pathway; phospholipase C-activating G protein-coupled receptor signaling pathway; inflammatory response. The transcript has 2 exons. Gene Ontology annotation, molecular function: complement receptor activity; G protein-coupled receptor activity.
GCUUCGUUUAAGGGGCGCUUGUGGUCCCGCCUCGAUGCGACCGGUGACGUCACAGCAUUUCACGAGACUGGGUCGAGCUUCGCAGCUCGCGAGGACCAGUCAAAGUCAGAGCUCAGCUUCGGACGCACCGACACCACAAACGAGAUUAUUCGUGCCUGUUGCAGGUUUCAGGACAAUGAUGGACAUAAUGGGCGUGACGCCUUACUACGACCUCAACGCUUCGGACGCCGUGGUCCCAAACGGGACUUUUUACGACGACGAGGACGAGUACGACUACAAGGACGACCACGCCGAGCUGCGGCAGUCCCUCAACAUCAUGUCUCUCAUCGUCUACUGCCUGGCCUUCGUCCUGGGCGUGCUCGGCAACGGCGUGGUGAUCUGGGUGACCGGAUUCAAGAUGAAGAAAACGGUCAACACCGUCUGGUUCCUCAACCUGGCCGUGGCCGACUUCCUGUUCACGGCGUUCCUUCCUUUGAGCGUGACCUACACCGCCAUGGAUUUCCACUGGCCCUUCGGCAAGUUCAUGUGCAAGCUGAACAGCACCAUGAGCUUCCUCAACAUGUUCGCCAGCGUCUACAUCCUGAUGGUGAUCAGCGUUGACCGCUGCGUGUCUGUGGUGUGGCCCGUUUGGGCUCAGAACUACCGCAGCGUGCAGAAGGCGUCCUGUGUGAGUCUGGGCGUUUGGAUCCUGGCUCUGAUUCUGAGCACGCCCUACUUCAUCUUCAGGGACACCGGGCCGUCGUACAACAACGAAGAAAUCAUCAACUGCUUCAAUAACUUUGCCUUCUCUGAUGAUUAUGUCACCCCGCACGUGACCCAGCUGCGGUACUUCCGCCACCAGGCCAUGACCAUGACCCGUUUCUUCCUGGGAUUCGUCAUCCCCUUCACAGUCAUCGUGUCCUGUUACGCCGUGAUAAUCCACCGCCUCCGCAGGAACCGUACCCUGGCCAGCCAGUCGAGUCGCCCCUUCAAAAUCAUCGCCGCUGUCAUCACCACCUUUUUUCUGUGCUGGGCUCCCUUUCACGUCCUGGCCCUGAUCGAGUUGGUCAAUCACGUGGCCGAUUACGAGAGCGAAAUACUGGACCACGUCAUCACGAUCGGGGUCCCCAUAGCCACCAGUCUGGCCUACCUCAACAGCUGCCUCAAUCCGCUGCUCUACGUGUUCAUGGGACAAGAUUUCAAGGAUAAAGUCCGCAAAUCCAUCCUGAAAGUACUGGAGACUGCUUUCCAGGAAGAGAUUUCCCGCUCGUACACGUACACAAACUCAAUGGUCACCACUCGAAGCAAAGACAAGUCCCUUUCUGAAGCUGAGGUAUAAAGCUGCCCGUGUUAAGAUACUGUACUUGGACACGGCUGUCCUAACUGUAUAUGACAAAUAAUCACAGUUUUGUUUUUUGUUUGUUUUUUUUCGCCUCACCUGCUACUAGUCCACACCUCCGAUGUCUACGACGUGAUUACACUGGCUCUUCAAAACAUUGGAACCAAGCUGUGAUGAAUUCUAUAGGCUAAAACAUUUUUUGAAACGUGUCUAUUUUUUACACCGCGCCGCCGUGUCCACUUAGCUGGAUGGUCAACUCAAAAACAAUAAGAAGAAGAAUUAGGCGGCACGGAGGCUCAGCUGGUAACGCGGUGGCCUCGCAGUUCUGAGGACCCGAGGGAUCGAUCCCGGAUCCCGGCUGUGUGGAGUUUGCAUGUUCUCCCAGUGCCUUUUCUCCGGACACUCCGGUUUCCUCCCACAUCCCCAAAAAACACGCAACAUUAAUUGGACGCUCUAAAUUGCCCCUAGGUGUGAUUGUGAGUGCGGCUGUUUGUCUCCAUGUGCCCUGCGAUUGGCGGGCAACCAGUUCACGGUGUGCCCCGCCUCCUGCCCUUUGACAGCUGGGAUAGGCUCCAGCAUUCCUCGCGACCCUUGUGAGGAUAAGCACCAAAGAAAAUGGAUGAAUGGAUGGAAAAUAAUGAGUAAGCAUCGGAGAUUAUUCCAUUUUAGAUGAACAAGGGAUGUGGAUACAAUUCGUUUGUGAAAAAUGUGGUCAGUUGGGUGCCAACCGAUUGUUGUUGAAUCACGUCUCGAAGCGAUCAAGUCGAAAUGUAGUCCACUGGAAGUUCAAGGGACGCCGUUGGUUGAGUCUCGACUACUUUUGUGGGAUAAAUAAAAUCAGUAUGACGUCAGCCAUGGCAAGUUGAGAUACAUCCCCGCAGACCUCCGCUAUGUCAACAACUCCGCAAACAGCAUUUUUUCCCCUAAAUACGAUCCUGGGGUGGAAAUUGGAAUUCAAAACAUUCUGACACGCCAUCAAUUUCACCAGAGCAGAUCCAGUAAACGUAUUAAAAUGCCCUUUCCUAGUAGUUACUUACUGCAUUUAUGUAUUGUUUUGUAUAAAAUGUAACUAUAUUAGAAAACAUAUGGCGAGAGUGUCUCAGCUGGUAAAGCGUUGGUCUCACAGUUCUGAGGUUGCGGGUUUUCUCCGGUCACUUCGGUUUCCUCCCACAUCCCAAAAAACAUGCAACAUCAAUUAGACACUAAAUUGCCUCUAGGUGUGAUUGUGAGUGCGGCUGUUCCUCUCUAUGGGCCCUACGAUUGGCUGCCGACCAGUUCAGGGUGUGCCCCGCCUCCUGCCCGUUGACAGCUGGGAUAGGCUCCAGCAUGCCCCGCGACCCUCGUGAGGAUAAGCGGCAAAAGAAAAUGGACGGAUGCAUGGAAUACAUACAGGUUUGCGGGCACGCUGCAGUUUAUCCCAUUCACUUAUCGUAAGAAGUGAACGAUACACCAACUGUAAUUGAAGCAUGGAUUUUAUUCGAGGUAAUUAUUGUCAAAUAAUUGUCAUUCCAAAAGUCUUCACUUAAAAAAAAAAAAAUUUCGUUUGAAUUAAUAGCAAUAAGAAUAGCCCUACCCCCUAGCAUAUAGUUGCACUCUCAUCUCAUAGCUGGAAUAAAUUUCAUAUCCUGCAUGCAUUUUUAUGUUAUUCAUGGCUUUGUUAGUGUCCUUAAAAAGCUGAACGUACUAAAUGUAUAUUGUCGGGAGCCAAAGAAAAGCAUCUUCCUCAAAAUUCUGUGAGUUAUUUGUUUUGUCACACAUGCUCAAAGAAAAAUAGAAAUAACUUGACAUAAUUCAGAUGGCUAGACACGCUUUUUAUUGGGAUGAUAGUACAAAGUUAUUCUUUAUGGCAGCUGCAUGGUACAUUUCACUUUUAGUAAUUAUGGACUUAACCUGUCGUGAGAUGGCUACAAUGAAAUAACUACAUGACCUGUAUCUGGAUGCUUAAUCGCUAUGUAAA